This is a messenger RNA of Apaloderma vittatum (bar-tailed trogon), 1559 nucleotides long. RefSeq names its product eukaryotic translation initiation factor 4H (gene EIF4H). Lineage: Eukaryota; Metazoa; Chordata; Aves; Trogoniformes; Trogonidae. Gene Ontology annotation, molecular function: RNA binding. The transcript is spliced from 6 exons. The annotation marks the transcript as partial. The record is from RefSeq and is a predicted model, not a curated record.
GUCUCGUGGUGGCGGCCUUGGUUCCCGCAAACAGAAAGAGCUGCCCACAGAACCCCCUUUCACAGCUUAUGUGGGAAAUCUACCCUUCAACACUGUUCAAGGAGACAUAGAUGCCAUUUUCAAGGAUCUCAGUGUAAGGAGUGUACGACUAGUCAGAGACAAGGAAACAGACAAAUUUAAAGGAUUUUGUUACGUAGAGUUCGAUGAGGUGGAGUCACUCAAGGAAGCUCUUACAUAUGAUGGUGCACUUUUGGGUGACCGAUCACUCCGAGUGGACAUAGCAGAAGGCAGAAAACAGGAUAAAGGUGGCUUUGGCUUCAGAAAAGGGCCUGAUGACAGAGGAAUGGGAGGAGGUCCCCGAGAAUCCAGAGGAGGUGGAUGGGAUUCCAGAGAUGACUUCAAUUCUGGAUUCAAAGAUGAUGACUUCUUGGGAGGCCGGGGUAGAGGAACCCGCCCUGGAGACCGGCGACCACCAGGUGCCUCGAUGGGAAGCGGUGGCACUGGUCGCUUCAGAGAUGGGCCUCCCCUCCGUGGAUCUUCCAUGGACUUCAGAGAGCCAACAGAAGAGGAAAGAGCACAGCGGCCCCGACUUCAGCUCAAGCCUCGAACAGUUGCUACUCCCCUCAAUCAAGUAGCCAACCCAAAUUCUGCUAUCUUCGGUGGAGCCAAGCCCCGAGAGGAAGUAGUAAAAGAGCACGACUGAGUUUGGGGUUGGGAGGGAAUGGGGAGGCGGGAGAAAAAGCAAGACAGUACAGAGUGACUAGCUCUGCUGGAAUGUCAACCCUGCAGUUUACCAUUCCUGCCAUCUGGUAUUUGUCCUCUUUGAAACCGAAAAUACAGAGCUUGUGAAUGCAUGUCAGCUGUUAACAAGUGGUUUUUAGUACGUUCUUGGCUUUGCUGUAUCUAGUGCCUGCUUUGUGCUGAGUUUCCCUCUUCUGUUUCCUUCCAAGCAGCACAGUUGCCAGUAGAUAAGGCAGUGUAGCUGCUUCCACGAGCGUGGGGGUCUCUGGACAAAGGUGCUGCUUCACUUCUUCCUUUCUGGGUUUGUUUUACUUUAGAAGCACAGAUUAGACUUAGUUAUUUCUCUGUAUUGUUUUGUUUUACUUCCUCAGUGCUCCUCUUCUGACCUGCAUGUCUCGUUCUGUAUUGCUGUGGCUCUGAAGAGGAAAACUGGAGAGUCCAGAUGAGUUGAACAGAGAAAUUUACAGUUCUAACCCAGUAGGGAAAUACCAUUUGCGACAAUUGGUGAUGAAAUUACUGUAUUACAGCAGGACCCCUUAUAUAAAACUAAGGGGCUCUGCCUUUUCACACAGGUUACGAGGAAGUGUCAGUUUAAUAGAUGCAAAUAAUAAAAUUGGCCGAGAGGAAGCCUGGUGAAUAGGUGCUGAACCAGUGUGAUAAAGCAGCUGCCAGCAGCCUCCCGCUGGUGGCCGUUGACUUCAAAAUGGUAUGAUCCUACACCUCUGAGCUCCAGGUUAGCGCUGCAAAAACGUGCCUGUUUGAGCACAACUGUUCACUGGCUCUUUCUGCUUACUUUUUUGAGUUUUACAUGUUUGGUA